Molecule: messenger RNA, 1044 nt
Organism: Notothenia coriiceps (black rockcod)
Lineage: Eukaryota; Metazoa; Chordata; Actinopteri; Perciformes; Nototheniidae
Product: protein tyrosine phosphatase receptor type H
Exons: 5
Coding region: 72-761 (229 amino acids)
Biological process (GO): peptidyl-tyrosine dephosphorylation involved in inactivation of protein kinase activity
Cellular component (GO): signaling receptor complex
Molecular function (GO): protein tyrosine phosphatase activity
Source: RefSeq, a predicted model, not a curated record
ACAACAGCAGCUAAAGACUACAUUGCCUGUCAGGGUCCUCGUGCCCACAACAGUCAAUCAUUUCUGGAGGUAUGAUCUGGGAACAACGAGUGAGAGGCAUCGUUAUGGUAACCAAUUGCACUGAAGGAGGAAGGACGAAGUGUGAGCAGUAUUGGCCUGCAGACAGUAAGCCUGUGCCUCACGGAGAGCUGAUAGUAACCCUUAGGUCUGAAAAGCAGGAGCCCGACUGGACUUUGAGGGAAUUUAGAGUGAAAAAUAGGAACAACUCAGAGGAGCGCACAGUUAAACAUUUUCACUUCACUGCCUGGCCUGACCACGGAGUCCCUGAGGGCACAGAGGUGCUGAUCCAGUUCAGAGGACUGGUGAGACGGCACAUAGAGAGAGACGGGGCUGGAGCACCAACUGUGGUUCACUGCAGUGCUGGAGUGGGGAGGACAGGCACUAUCAUGGCCUUGGAUGUGCUGCUUCAGCAACUAGAGAAAGAAAGAGCGGUGGGCAUCAAUGGCUUUGUGCACAAGAUGAGACUGAGUCGCCCACACAUGGUGCAAACUGAGUCUCAGUACGUGUUCCUGCACCAAUGCAUCAUGGACCGCCUGCAGUCUCAUGAGAAUACUGAAGAGAACAUCUAUGAGAAUACUGAAGAGAACAUCUAUGAGAAUACUUUAGAGAAUACUGAAGAGAACAUCUAUGAGAAUGGAGACACGAUAUACGCCAACGCCACUGCACUCCGAGUGUUUCCUCAACAAAAAAACAUAAACUAGACAACUUGACAGUACUGAUCAUCAUUCUUUUAUGCACUUAUAAUUAAAUCUACAUGCUAUAUUUUGCUAAACUGUAAAUAUUAAAAACAUGUAAGCCUAUAUAUUAAUAUAAAUUCAUAGUAAUCUUUAGAUUUUAUUUCAUGUAUAACAUUGUGUUCAUCUUAUCAGCUUAAUGUGUAUGAUUCUUGUUAUUAUUAUUAUUAUCAUCAUGUGAGGGAACAAUAUGAUGACUGAACAAUUUUUUCGCAUUACAUCCAGACUUUAUUUGUACAAGAAAUAAAAA